CAAGUCCCCCACCCCGUCCCCCACCCCCCUCGGUGGGCGGGUCUCCUUUCUCCCUCGGAUGUGGAUCAGAUGAUUGGGGCUGCAGCGGACUGAUCUGCAGUCAGACAUGGAGGUGGGUGAGGCUCUCGGUCAGCAGGAUCGACUGCAGCUCCUUGCAGAGAAGAGGAAGAGACAGACAGAAAUCGAGAACAAGAAACGUCAACUUGAGGAUGACAAGAGAGCACUACAACACCUGAAGUCUAAGGCUCUGAGGGAGCGCUGGCUGCUGGAUGGAGCGCCCCCUGCUGGACAAGAACAGGACGAGGCCAAGAGUCGGCUCGAGCAAAAUGAGGCUGAGACCAGGACCCUGGAGGACACCAUCAACAGGUUGGAGAGAGAGCUCGUCGACCUGGAAACUGGAGCUCUGUGUGAGACUAUAAUACAAACUGCUGUGUCCCCAGGAUCAGUUACAGCUGUAGAGGUCGAAGGUCACAGCAUUUGUCUGCCGGACCCCCCUGCAGUGUCAGGACAGGUAGUUCAAGAGGUCAAAGUUCACAAAAGUUCUCGUGUGAACAAGCCAAGGGAGAUGACGGAGGAGAUGAAGAAAGCCAUGUAUUCGGUGGAGAUUAAAGUAGAGCGGGACAGAGUGACGGGGGAAACCAGGGUUCUGUCCACUAAUACCACACUUCCUGUUGACUUCUCUCACCAUGGGGUCAAAGUUUACGAGGACGAGCGGAAAGUGGUCCACGAGAUGAAUGGUGAAGAUGGCGUCCAGCUGCUCAGCGUCACUGAGGUCGAAGAACUCAUCCACAAAGCUGACGAGGCCUCAAUGAUGUCACAAACUGUCGCCACAGUGCCGUCUCUCCCAACAGAGGAGGUCCAGGAGGAGGAGGAGGAGCCUCAGCCAAUUCUGCCAGUUCCAGCAGAGAUCACCGGGCUGGAGACUAAACCCAGCGGAGAGCCAAGUGUGGAGGAAGCAAGCGCAGAGAAGCCAGUAACCAUGGUGUUUAUGGGAUACCAGAACGUGGAAGACGAGGACGAAACCAAGAAGGUUCUAGGUCUUCAGGGGACAGUGAAGGCGGAGCUUGUUCUCAUUGACGACUACAACGGGAAAACCCCACCAAGUGAAGGGAAGGAAGAGACCGCCAUUCCCCCGAUCGCAGCUCCGCCCACUUCCGCCUCCACCCCUCUGAUUCCUUCCACCAAAACUCCGGAUACGACAUCAGCAGCAAGCAACGGGGAGACAGCAGGGGAGGCGGGGGAGGUGAAGGGAGGAGCAGUGCAGAUAAAGAAGGAGAAGCAGCCAUGUAAGUGCUGCAGCAUCAUGUGAUCCUGCAGAGGGCGCUGCCUUAACAUAUAGUAAGAUAAUGUAAACACAAAGAGGACAGAGACUUUCCAGGACAAAACUACAGGAACUAAACUCCACCCACUGCCCUAAGCCCCGCCUCUAAUGACAUGACAUCAUUUCCCGUUUUUCAUUCUGCUAUUUUAUAAAACCUUUCCUCUUUUUUCUAUUUUAUUGAGGCCUUUUAACUUUUGUACUCCUCCUGUUUCCAGUAGUAUUAGCAUUAGCCUUAGCAUUAGCCAUGCAGUCCUGAUGUGAGUCGUGUUAACCUCUAUGUGUCACUUUAUAAGCUCUAUAAUAUUAACAUGGAUUAACGUUAGAGUUGUGAUUAUUUGAGUUUCUCUGCUGCAGAGUGAGAUUCACAUUUUUGUUUUUUUUUAAGAGAAAAUAAAAAUCGAUCUGAUUGGUCGACUCUGUGCUCAACACAA
Molecule: messenger RNA, 1752 nt
Organism: Notolabrus celidotus (New Zealand spotty)
Lineage: Eukaryota; Metazoa; Chordata; Actinopteri; Labriformes; Labridae
Gene: palm1a
Product: paralemmin 1a
Exons: 10
Coding region: 107-1309 (400 amino acids)
Biological process (GO): regulation of cell shape
Cellular component (GO): membrane
Source: RefSeq, a predicted model, not a curated record